This is a messenger RNA of Oldenlandia corymbosa var. corymbosa, 11274 nucleotides long. NCBI's taxonomy places the organism in Eukaryota, Viridiplantae, Streptophyta, Magnoliopsida, Gentianales, Rubiaceae. The record is from the annotation of a GenBank genome assembly.
AUGAUGCAAGGACUCCACCACCAGCAACAACAACUCGCCGCACUUCUUUCCGCGGCGCUCCCCAAGGACAACGAUCCUUCCACUUCUGCAACCGGACCUCCAAGUUCCGUCAACGGUUCCGCUCCUUCGGCAGCCGCAGAACAGGAUGAUUCGUCUUCUCGCGUUGCCGCCACAACGUCACUCCACCGCGCCAUCCUAUACCCUCCCAACUCCAUUUUAGUUGCUCAUUCUGCUUCUUUCCUUGCCCAAGGCCUAGCUCAACUACUAUCUGACAAGUCAUAUCAGGUACGCCAGUCUGCUGCCACAGUAUAUGGAGCACUGUGCUCUGUGCUGUGUUCAGUCCCACUUCCAUCAAAUGGAAGGCAGAAUCAUGUUGUACUCAGUGGUUUUGUUGAUCGGUUCAUGGGUUGGGCUUUGCCCCUGGUUAGUAAUAUUGCGAAUGGAACAGCAGAGUUGGCUCUGGAGGGUUUACGCGAGUUCCUUAGUGUUGGAGAUGUUGCGUCAGUGGAGAGAUAUGCUUUGCCUGUUCUCAAAGCAUGCCAGGAACUUCUUGAAGAUGAGAGGACAUCACUGAAUUUACUGCACAGACUUCUUGCUGUUUUAACUCUAAUUUCCUUGAACUUCCCUCGAUGUUUCCAUCCUCAUUUUGUUGACAUUGUUGAUCUGCUUCUUGGGUGGGCCAUGGUACCAGAUAUUGCCGAAUCAGAUCAGCGUGUGAUAAUGGAUAGUUUCUUGCAAUUUCAGAAACAUUGGGUGAAUAGCAUGCAGUUUUCCUUGGGCUUAUUGUCAAAGUUUUUAGGGGAUAUGGACGUGUUACUGCAGGAUGGAGGUCCUGGUACUCCUCAACAAUUUCAGAGGCUUCUUGCUUUGCUAUGUUGCUUUUCUACAGUUUUGCAAUCUGUAGCAUCUGGGUUGCUGGAAAUGAACAUGCUAGAACAGAUUACUGAACCUCUUUGCAAAAUGGUUCCACUUUUAUUAGGAUGUUUGUCUCUAAUUGGAAGGAAAUUUGGUUGGUCCAAAUGGAUUGAGGAUUCUUGGAAGUGCAUGACAUUGUUAGCAGAAAUAUUAGGCGAUCAGUUUUCAGCAUUUUACCCUAUUGCAGUUGAUAUUUUGUUUCAGAGCUUGGAAAUGGUUAAUGCUCAGGUCUCUGGAAUGAGAAAGAUCACUUCCUUUCAAAUUCAUGGGGUCCUUAGAACUAAUUUACAGUUGCUGUCACUACAAAAGCUUGGACUUCUCCCGUCAUCUGCUCAGAAAAUAUUAGCAUUUGAUGCCCCUAUAUCUCAGCUUCGUCUGCAUCCAAACCACCUAAUCACUGGAAGUGCAGCUGCCACAUAUAUUUUCUUGCUUCAACAUGUUGAAAAUCAAGUUGUCGAAAAGGCAAUGAAUUCCUUGAUUGAGGAGCUAGUGUUUUUGAAGAAUACCGUGUUAAAGAAGUGUAGGGUUAAUGUGGGCCUUGGUGAUAGGGUUACAGCUCAGAAAUCUUAUUCACGGUCAGAGUUGUUUGCUCUAAUCCAUUUUGAUUUAAAAGUCUUAUUAACUUGCGCUUCUGAUUCUGGAUGUCUUAAUAUGAUUGGCCAAGCAGAAUUUGAUUCCUUAUGUCGUGAUAGGUCAGAGAAAUUAUCGGCAUUUAUUAUGGAUGAAUUAGAUCCUUUUGGCUCUCCUUUUAAAAGCUAUGUGGAAUUGCAAGUAGCUGUUGUCACGACACUGCAAAAGCUUGCUGAAAUUGAAUUCUUGAGCAACUAUUCCUUGAGGAAGCAGACAGCUGGGAAAUCUUUUGUUGGACCAGUUCCUCCAAAGCUAAUAAAGAAUGAAAAUAUCAAGAAUGACCAUCCGAAAUAUAUUUUGAAACACCUGAGAAAUUUUUCUGUUAUCCUUGUUAAAUCACUAAAAGCUGAAUCUCCUUUAGCCAUUAAAUUAGUAGCCUUAGAAUGGUUAGUCAAAUUAUGCAAAAAUGUAAUUUAUGCAUAUGAGAACGUUAAGGUGACACAUUAUCCUUGUGAAGCCUCUGGAUAUGUUGAGAGCAUCCAGACUUUGCUGUUCUCAGUUUUGAAUUCUGCGUCGGAUAGGGAAACGAAAGUGAGAUCUUUGGUCGCAUCGGUUAUUGACAUGCUUCUCGAAGCAAAAUUGGUCCAUCCCUCACACUUUUCUUUUGUUUCUGAGGUGGUCCUUGAGAGGCUUUCUGAUCCUGAAAUAGAGAUCAGAAGUGCAUUUAUUAGGUUGCUUUCCCAGGUUUUACCAAUUACAAUAUAUGUAACUGGUAUGUAUGAUUAUGGGAUGAUGACCACAUGGAGUACUAGAGUUGUUGGAACAGAGGAGCAUAAGUUAAACUGGAAAAGAGUCUUUGCGAUUAAGCAAGUACCGCAACAACUUCGGUCGCAGCAACUGGUUACCAUAUUGAGUUACAUAUCUCAGAGGUGGAAAGUGCCCCUUUCUUCUUGGAUUCAACGAUUAAUCUGUUCCUGCAGGAGCUCUAAGGACCGUAGUCUGACUCAACUAGAGGAAGUAGGAAAUACAGAUGUGCAAGGAAUUUGGUGGGAUAUCAAAUUGGAUGAAGAUAUUCUUGAAAGUUUCUGCUCUGUUAAUAUUCUGUCAGGGGCUUGGUGGGGUAUAAAUGAAGCGGCUAGGUAUUGUAUUUCUUCAAGACUUCGGACCAACCUAGGUGGACCUACUCAAACGUUUGCUGCUCUGGAAAGAAUGCUUCUGGAUGUUGCUCAUGUGAUUCAGCUUGAUUCUGACCAAAGUGAUGGAAAUUUGACCAUUACUAGUUCUUCUUAUGCUCAUUUGUUGCCAAUGAGAUUGUUACUGGAUUUUGUCGAGGCUCUCAAGAAAAAUGUCUACAAUGCAUAUGAAGGAUCGACAGUUUUGCCUUGUCCGUCGAGGCAGAGUUCUGUAUUCUUUCGCGCAAACAAGAAAGUCUGUGAGGAGUGGUUUUCUCGAAUAUGUGAACCGAUGAUGAAUGCUGGACUGGCCCUUCAGUGUCAUGAUGCUGUAGUCCAGUACUGUACAUUACGUUUGCUGGAGCUAAAAAAUUCUCUUGCUUCAGUUUUGAAAGACAAAUCAAGAAACCAGGUGACUGAAGUUCUUCAAAAUGUAAGGGGUAGGCUUCAAGGAGACGUCUUGCGGGUUGCAAGGCAGAUGGCAUUAGCCCUGUGUAGGAAUCGUGAACCAGAAGCAUUACUUGGUCUACAAAAGUGGGCAACUAUGGUUUUCUUCCCUUUGUUUGACGAGGAAAAUCAAUAUCUAAUAGAUGAUCAAUUAGUAGAAAACUUCUCAUGGAUUAGUGGACUUGUUUAUCAAGCGCUGGGCCAAUAUGAGAAGGCUGCUGCUCAUUUUAUUCAUCUGCUACAGACUGAAGAUUCACUUGGGUCUAUGGGUUCCGAAGGUGUACAGUUUGCUAUUGCCCGUAUUAUUGAAAGUUACUCUGCAGUAUCUGAUUGGAAGUCCUUGGAUUCCUGGUUGUUGGAGUUGCAGGCACUUCGAUCAAAACAUGCUGGAAAGAGCUAUUCGGGCGCUCUAACUACUGCAGGAAAUGAAAUAAAUUCAAUUCAAUCCUUGGCUCGCUUUGAUGAUGGUGAUUUGCAGGCAUCAUGGGCUGCUCUUGAUUUGACCCCAAAAAGUAGCAGUGAACUCACACUUGACCCUAAGUUAGCCUUGCAAAGAAGUGAGCAAAUGCUUUUACAGGCGAUGCUUUUCCACAGAGAGGGCAAAAUGGACAAGGUACCUCAGGAAUUGAUGAAGGCCAAGUCAAUGCUUAAUGAAACAUUGACUGUUCUCCCCCUUGAUGGACUCGCAGAGGCAGCACCACAUGUCAACCAUUUAUACUGCAUUCAUGCACUUGAAGAAAUCUGCAACCCAGGGGGCAGCCAAAGCAAGCAUUUUAAGUCAUUGUUUGGCUCUUACAUUGAAGCAGUGCAGUCUCCAAUCAACUGGAUUAAGCAAGAUUGCUCUUUAUGGCUGAAAGUUCUACGAGUUUAUCAAAACACACAACCAUCAUCAACAGUAACUCUCAAACUUUGUAAGGACCUGCUGAAUUUAGCUUGCAAGCAAAGAAACCUUCUGAUGGCAAAUCGUUUGAACUCCUACCUCAAGGUCCAUGUAGAAAGCUGCCUUGAUAGAAAUCUCCACGAUGAUAUCAUCUCUACUUUGCAGUACCAGGACAUCCUGUUGAUGCAUGCUGAAGACAAGCUUGAAGAUGCAUUACUCAAUCUUUGGUCACUCUUGCGUUCUAGCAUUGUUUCUUCUUCUGUGGUUUCUCAUUCAUUUGAAAAUGUUAUGAAGGCUAAGGCAUGCUUGAAACUGUCGAAAUGGUUGCAAAGAAAUUCUUCUGAUCCGAGGUUGGAAGAUGUUAUUCUGAAGUUGCAAGAAGACUUGAAUGUCACUGAGAUGUCCAGCAUGAGAGAUGAUAAUGUGGAAGUAAAAGUUCGUGUUGACGCUAUUAUUGAUGGGCUUGUUGGCAUUGUUACAGAGCUUUCUACUCGACUCUGUCCUGCUAUGGGUAAAUCUUGGAUUUCUUAUGCCUCUUGGUGCUAUGCAAAAGCAAAUUCUUCUCUCUCUGCAAACAACAAUGUGCCUCUGGUUUCCUUUUGUUUUUCAUCUGCUCAUGGUUCUGAAAAUUUGCAUCAAAGUUUAACAUUAACUGAGAAUGAGCAGUUAAAAUUGAAAGAGAUUAUCUUGCAACUAGUUCAGAGAAGAUCAACUGCAGAAGUUCUGAAUGAGAAAUCAGAAGACUUUGACAAUUUAUUGGAAAAGGAAAAUGAUGUCAACCCCUUGUUUGGGCAGAUAAUAGACAUUAUUGAAGCUGCGGCACAAGCACCUGGACAGGAAGAUAACACAGGUGAAUCCCUCUCUACCGUGCUAACAUCUAAGCUGCAAAAGUGCUUGUCUGCUGCAAAUGUUUCCCUUCACAAUCCAUUAGUGAUGUCCUUGAUUGGUGAUAUAGUUGAUGUUUGGUGGUCUUUGAGAAGGAGAAGGGUAUUCCUCUUUGGACUUUCAGCUCAAGCUUUUAUCAACUACCUUUCAUAUUCAUCUUCUAACCCUUUUGAUUGCCAACUUUCUGGCCUGGAAAGUGGGAUGAGUAAUAAGUCUAUGAGCUAUACGCUGAGAGCUACUUUAUAUGUUUUGAACAUUCUUCUCAACUAUGGAGUUGAGUUGAAAGAUUCUCUUGGGCCUGCACUUUCAACUGUAACUUUGUUACCGUGGCAGGAAAUAACACCUCAACUACUUGCUCGUCUAAGUUGUCACCCGGAACAUUUGGUGAGGAAGCAGUUGGAAUCAUUACUGGUCCGGCUGGCAAAAUUGUCUCCUUGGUCCAUACUGUAUCCUGCUCUUGUUGAUGCAAAUACUCAAGAGAAGGAAACUUCUGAGGAGCUUUUGCAGAUACUGGCUUGUUUGAAAAAGCUCUAUCCAAUUCUUGUUCAGGACGCGCAGCUUAUUAUAAAAGAACUUGAGAAUGUGACUGUUCUUUGGGAGGAAUUGUGGGUAAGCACCCUUCAGGAUCUUCAUGCUGAUGUUUUGAGGCGGAUAAAUCUGUUGAGAGAGGAGGCUGCACGUAUUGCUGAGAAUCCAACUCUUAGUCAUGGUGAAAAGAGUAAGAUAAAUGCUGCAAAAUACUCUGCCAUGAUGGCCCCUGUGGUUGUGGUCUUAGAGCGUCGCUUGGCUUCUACUUCUAAGAAGCCAGAGACGCCUCAUGAGAUGUGGUUCCAUGAGGAGUAUGGGGAUCAGAUUAAGGCAGCCAUCUUAAACUUUAAGACUCCACCUGCAUCUGCUGCAGCCCUAGGUGAUGUUUGGCGUCCAUUUGAGAACAUUGCUGCUUCCUUGUCAUCUUACCAGAGAAAGUCAUCAGUAUCUCUAGCAGAUGUUGCUCCUAAAUUGGCUCAAUUAUCCUCAUCUGAAGCUCCAAUGCCUGGUCUUGAGAAGCAAAUGAUUGUAUCUGAUUCAGAGAAGAAUGACACCAGUGAUGCUAAAGGCAUUGUCACAAUUGCUUCUUUCUCAGACCAGCUAACUAUUUUAUCAACCAAAACCAAGCCGAAAAAGAUCAAUAUCCUGGGUUCUGAUGGUCAGAAGUACACUUAUCUCUUAAAAGGCCGCGAAGACCUACGCCUUGAUGCUCGAAUAAUGCAGCUGCUGCAAGCUGUAAAUGGUUUCCUUCAUUCAUCUCCAGCAACUCGUGGUCAACCUCUCGGGGUUCGUUAUUACUCUGUGACACCAAUAAGUGGUCGAGCUGGUCUCAUCCAGUGGGUGGACAAUGUUAUAAGCAUCUACAGUGUUUUCAAGUCCUGGCAAAACCGCGUACAGCAGGCACAACUUUCUACUUCGGGUCCUGGUGAUUCAAAAAGUGCUGUUCCGCCACCUGUUCCACGGCCAAUUGACAUGUUCUAUGGGAAAAUCAUUCCUGCACUUAAGGAGAAAGGUAUUAGGAGAGUAAUCUCAAGAAGAGACUGGCCCCAUGAAGUCAAGCGUAAAGUGCUUUUGGAUCUUAUGGAGGAGGCUCCUAAGCAACUUAUCCAUCAGGAGCUUUGGUGUGCCAGUGAAGGAUUCCAAUCCUUUAGCUCGAAGUUGAAGAGGUUCUCAAGCAGUGUUGCCACAAUGAGCAUUGUUGGACACAUGCUUGGCCUGGGAGACAGACACUUGGAUAAUAUUCUAGUAGACUUUUCUAGUGGCGACAUUUUGCACAUUGAUUACAAUGUGUGUUUUGAUAAAGGCCAAAGAUUAAAAGUUCCUGAGAUUGUACCAUUUCGCCUGACUCAGACUAUUGAAGCAGCUUUAGGACUUACAGGGAUAGAAGGUGCCUUUAGAGCUAAUUGUGAAGCAGUUCUUGGUGUUCUGAAGAAGAAUAAGGAUAUCAUCCUGAUGUUGUUAGAAGUUUUUGUUUGGGAUCCUCUUGUUGAAUGGACACGUGGAGAUUUCCAUGAUGAUGCAGCAAUUGUUGGCGAGGAGAGAAAGGGCAUGGAACUUGCUGUCAGCCUAAGUUUGUUUGCAUCGCGCGUACAAGAAAUUCGUGUACCAUUGCAGGAGCAUCAUGAUCUCUUGCUGUCUGUCUUACCUGCUGUUGAAUCUGCCCUUGAGAGAUUUGUUAGCAUCUUAAACCAGUAUGAGAUUGUCUCGGCUUUGUUUCAUCGUGUUGAACAGGAGAGAUCCAAUCUUGUUCUUCACGAGACAUCUGCUAAGUCUGUUGUCGGGGAAACGUCACGCCAUUCUGAAACAAUCCGUGCCUCGUUGGAAACACACGCUCGUGAAUUUUCUCAAGCUCAGGCUGGAGUAAUGGAGAAAGCCCAAGAGGCUACAAGUUGGAUUGAGCAACAUGGAAGGAUACUUGAUGCUUUAAGAAGCAAUACUAUUCCAGAAAUAAAAGCCUGGAUGCGGCUUACUGAUACAGAGGAAUCUUUCUCUCUCACAUCUGCUGUUCUCCUGGCUGGUGUUCCUUUGACGGUAGUUCCUGAACCUACACAAGCUCAAUGCAGCGAGAUAGACAGGGAAGUUGGUCUAAUGAUGGAUGAGCUUGAUCAUGGUCUUUCUUCUGCAGUUACAUCACUACAAACAUACUCCUUGGCUCUACAGAGGAUUUUACCAUUGAAUUACCUUACUACCAGCCCAGUCCAUGGUUGGGCACAAGUUCUGCAGCUGUCGUCAGUGAACACUCUCUCGACCGAUGUUUUAUCCCUUUCCAGAAGAAAAGCUGGGGAACUGAUUGCCAGUCUACAUGCAGAUAGGUACAAUUCUGUUCAGAAUAAAUAUGACGAUCUUAGUCGUAAGGUAGGGGAGUAUGCUGCAGAAAUAGAGAAAAUGCAUGAAAGGUAUACAGAACUUCUGACCUCUAUUGGGCCAGAGGCUGAAUCAGAAGCUAAGGCUCGGCUUUUGUCUGCUUUAAUGAACUAUUUUCAUUAUUCUGGGUUUGAGAGGAAAACUGAUGCAAUUGCUGUGGGAUCAUUGAAUCUUCAAGUUCUAGGGGAUGCUAGACUGCAGAGAGAUGCUGAAGAAAAGAAGGCAGCUGUGCUAAACAUUCUUAAUUCUGCCGUCAUAACUUUGUAUGAUGACGUUAAGCAAGCAAUAAUCAAUAGCCUGGGUCAUUGCACUGCUGGAUAUCCGGAUAAUAAACAAGAGUCUGAUGUUGGAAGCUUUAUCAAUGAGUUUGAAGGGCAAUUAGAGAAAUGCGUACUUGUGGCAGGGUUACUUUCUGAACUCAAUCAGCAUCUUACUGGGGAUAUCUCCACGGGUAAUGAUAGUAGAAAUCUCAGAAGUUGCUCUCAGGAGGACAACUGGGCUUCAAUAUAUCAGACAAGUCUACUUUGCUGCAAAAGGUUUGUUGAGCAAAUGACCGAAGUUGUUCUACCAGAAGCAAUGAGAUGCCUUGUUUCAUUCAAUUCAGAAGUAAUGGACAUAUUGGGGACAGUCUCGCAAAUCAGGGGAUCCAUUGACACAUCUCUGGAGCAACUUAUAGAAGUAGAAUUAGAGAAGGCUUCUUUAGUGGAACUUGAGCAGAAUUACUUUGUAAAGGUUGGUCUCAUUACAGAGCAACAGUUGGCUCUUGAAGAAGCAGCUGUCCAGAGUAGAGAUCAUCUGUCUUGGGAAGAAGCUGAGGAGCUUGCCACCCAGGAAGAAGCAUGCAGAGCUCAGCUGGAUAAGCUUCAUCAGACAUGGAAUCAGAAGGACUUGCGAAAUAUCACUCUUGUCAAGAAAGAAUCGAGCACUAUAAGUGCUUUGUUGUCUUCUGAACAUCUUUUGCAGUCUCUAAUCAGCAGUGAACAACAGGUGGAACCACUUAGUUCAAAAAGUAAAUCCCUUCUCUCUGCAUUGAUGCAACCCUUCUCUGACUUGGAAUCAGCUGAUGAAGCACUGGCUUUAUCUGAUGUAUCAAUUUCACCUGGCUCAAGUGGUAUUUCUCGCCCCUCAGAUUUAAUAGAUUCUGGAUGUCCAACAUCUGAUUUGGUGUGGAGAUUUUCAACAAUACCGAGCAACCAUGCAUUUUUCAUAUGGAAGGUCUCUGUGGUAGAUUCAUUUCUUGAUUCUUGCUCUCAUGGGGUAGCUUCAUUCAUGGAUCAAAAUUUGGGAUUUGAUCAGCUAGUUAAAGUGGUUAAGGAAAGGAUUGAGCUCCAACUCCUAAAACACGUUGGGUACUACUUGAAAGAGCGGCUUGCUCCUAUGUUACUGGCAAGAUUAAGCUCAGAGAUUGAAACCUUAAAGCAUGUAAACGAAUCAGCAAACGACAUUCCAUUUGACCCCAUGAAGACAGAUCCAGGGAUGUUAACUAGUAUGCAAGCCAUGCUUGAGGAAUAUUGUAAUGCUCAUGAAACAGUGAGAGCAGCACAAUCUGCAGCCUCUUUCAUGAAAAAGCAUAUAAACAAUUUAAAAGAGUCCCUCCUAAAAGUCUGCCUUGAAAUUCUUCAGGUUGAAUGGAUGCAUGAUAUUCCAUUAAAUCCUUUGAAGAAUAAUAGGCUUAUAUUGCAUAAGUUUCUUGCUAGCCACGAUAAUUUCUUUCCAGGUAUUUUAAACAUUAGUAGGCCUAAAAUGGUGGAAAGUAUACAAUCAUCAAUUUCGAGAAUAUCUGGAACGUUGAAGAGCUUACAGGCUUGCGAGCAAGCUUCUGUUGCAGCUGAAGGGCAGCUUGAGAGAGCUAUGGUGUGGGCUUGUGGUGGUCCUGGUUAUAAUGCAGUUUCAAGGAACUCUAGUAUUCCUCCUGAAUUUCAUGAUCAUCUAGUGAGACGGCGUCAAUUGUUAUGGGAAGCCAGAGAAAAAGCAUCAGAAAUAAUGAAAAUAUGUGUCUCGGUAUUGGAAUUUGAAGCAUCGAGGGAUGGAAUAAUGAUGACCUCAGAAGAAUUCUAUCCUUUGGGGACUGGUUCUGAUGGCAGAGUCUGGCAGCAAACUUACCUAAAUGUUCUGACAAAACUGGACAUAACUUACCAUUCAUUCACACGUGCUGAACAAGAGUGGAAGUUUGCUCAAAGCAACAUGGAAGCUGCUUCUAAUGGUUUGUUUUCUGCAAGUAAUGAACUCAAUAUUGCUUCUGUUAAGGUGAAAUCGGUAUCAGAUGAUCUGCAAAGCACUCUUAUUGCUAUGAGGGAUUGUGCCCAUGAAGCCAGUGUAGCACUCUCAGCUUUUGCAGGCAUUACUAAAGGCCAUACGACUUUGACUACUGAAUGUGGUUCCAUGCUUGAGGAAGUCUUGGCAAUAACUGAAGAUCUACAUGAUGUUCACAGCUUGGGAAAAGAGGCUGCUGCAUUACAUUCCUCCCUUAUGGAUGAUCUUUCGAAGGUGAAUGCCAUUUUGCUACCACUUGAAGCUCUUUUAUCUAAGGAUGUUGCAGCAAUGACUGAUGCUAUGGGGAAGGAACGAGAGACAAAAACUGAUAUUUCCCCAAUCCAUGGACAAGCCAUAUUCCAGUCUUAUUAUUCAAGAACAAAGGACACUUGUCGAGCUAUCAAGCCUUUGGUUCCAUCUCUCACAUUUUCUGUGAAGGGACUCUAUACCAUUUUGACACGGCUAGCCCGCACUGCCAGUCUUCAUGCAGGAAACCUUCAUAAAGCCCUUGAAGGUUUGGGGGAUAGGCAAGAAGAUAAGUCUAAAGAGAAUAAUUUGUCAGGACCAGAUACUGUAGGAGUAGGUGAUAACCCUGUGUAUUAUGGGGAGAGCGAGGUGCUGUCUGAACGUGAUGGAGAAAAGGAUGGAGAUAUUCUGGACCUGAGUGAACUAUCCUUGCAGGAAAAAGAUUGGAUAUCUCCUCCUGAAAGUGUCUCAAGUACAAGUUCAGAUGCUGUUGUUACAUCAACUGGAUCUAGUCUUGCAGGUGGCUCCAACCAUUCAGAUGUCACGGAUCCUCUUUUGCCUAGUUCUAAUAGCAUACAGGAGGAAGAAGUUUCACACCACCUUCAUGAAAAAUCUUCUUCUAGUCCAUCUGGCUCUACAAGCAUGCAGGUUGGUUCUGGACAAGAAUAUGCUCUUAGAGAUGAGAUUUCCCAAGACAAGACUAAGGAGGAAAUGGAUGAUAGUUCCUUCGUUAGUAAAGAAAUUAGCAACCAAGCUGCUAGGGGAUCUUUAUGUUUUUACAUUGGAAGAUCAAAGAGCCCUAUGUCAUUACAAGUCUUCAAAUUUCUGUAUCCCCAAGGUAAAAAUGCUUAUGCGCUGUCGAUAUUAAGGCGGGUAGAGAUGAAACUGGAUGGACGGGAUAUCACGGACCAAAGGGAAAUUAGUAUUGAAGAGCAAGUGGACUUUUUGCUUAAGCAAGCAACGAGCGUGGAUAAUCUUUGUAAUAUGUAUGAAGGUUGGACACCAUGGAUUUGA